Molecule: messenger RNA, 4067 nt
Organism: Cydia fagiglandana
Lineage: Eukaryota; Metazoa; Arthropoda; Insecta; Lepidoptera; Tortricidae
Product: mucin-5AC-like
Exons: 11
Coding region: 203-2872 (889 amino acids)
Source: RefSeq, a predicted model, not a curated record
GCGCGCGGUCGCGAGGUUAGUCGCUGAUCGGCAGCGCGUCGCAAGCGGUGUCACUCUCCCCUCCGGUGCGUCCCCCACACACUCGCCUUUCUCACACGACCGGCGAUCCUCGCUUGCGCAACCCCCGAAAGCCCCAGCCCGACCGAGCCGGGCAGGCGCGCGCCCUAUAACUCGCUACGCCACGCAACGCAACGCCGUCAACAUGAUCGUCAGGAUUACGCUAUGUUUGCUAGUCUGCACAGUCUACCAAGCCAUUGCUGAUGUACAGAUUAUUACCGAGCCUCGACAAGGUGAAGAAUAUGUUUUAGUCAGCGCGGGUCAACAAGGCCCAAUAAGAAAUUUUGAAACCUCGCAUAAGAUACCUGAAAAACAUCCAUCACAUCGAAAUUUUAGACCAGAAGAUGAUAAGAGUAAUAAAAAAAUAGUCAAUGGUAAAGUUGGCGGAAAACACGCUUCAGAAGGUAUUGUAUCAAUCGAAGAAGAUAAAAGAGUAAUACUUAAGAAAGUGCAGAAAGGUAAAAUAGCUGAAUCAAUAGAGAUCGAUAUCCCGGUAUCUAAAAUAGAAGAUAUUAAAAUUAAGGAGAAUGUAAAAAAUGAAGAUAUUAAUCCUAAAAUGAAAAUAGAAUUAGAAGCCAUGUCUGAAUCGGGGAAAUUAAGUGAUAAAUCCAGUACGACAACGCAAAAACCUAUUUUAACUACUGCACCUCCUGCUGCGAAGAAGACUUACGACUAUAUUCCUAUCAAUUUCGAUACCAUAGAUGACAUCAACAGUGGCUUGUUGUCAUCAAAUGUAAAAUUAGAACCGGCGGGUUCAGAGCAGAAACAACACUCUCGCAUCCAAAUAAAAAAGGGACCAAAUGGCCAGGAUUAUGAAUAUGAGUACAUUUACUACUAUUAUGACGAAGAUGAUGAAAACAAAACCUCUUCAAGUACUGCCGCUCCUGUCCACAAUUCUCACGACGGCCCUCAAAAAGCAGAUGCUGACAACCAAAUAGGCAAAGAAUCUAAGGCCAAGAACAAGUACAGUUCUAUAGACAGGUCUGGUGCAACAACUGUAGCUACAUCUGAUAACCAAAAUGAGGUUCUGCCAGCUUCCGGAAGGGGGCCCCGACAGCGAGGACGCACGAUUGCACCUGCGCCAGUUGAAGAGGAUAUCGAAGAAGACAGAUUACCAUCGAGCACACGUUUCCCACCUCGCGGACGCAACUUGACGCCUGCCAGUUCAACCACUUACGUGCCAGAGGUUUCCUCGGAAACAACCAGGCAGCGAGGCCGACCACAGAUCGACAACGUUGCUGACGAGUCUAUUGGCCAAACGAGGAGCAGGACCCGAGCGCAUAUAAGGCGGCCCAGCUCAGAACUUGUCGAUUUAGACAGCUUUAAGACAAACUCUGGAGACAUUCCCUCUCAAUACAAAGAGCCACCUACGAGAUAUUCCUCCGAAAGUAAAACAUCUACUGAAAUACCUGAAGGUGUACCUACCAAAGACCCCUCGCAUGCCAAAGAAUCAGUACGGGAAGGACACAGCUUGUCAAGCGGAAUUAGAUUCCAAGAAAUAAUCGACGACUCGAAACUUCCUUCGGACUACAAACAAACGACCCCAUAUGAACAGGACACCACGGAAUAUACAACGAUGACUGCAAUGGAGAAGGUCGCUCUCGACCUAUAUGCUUAUUUAGCUGGUGAAAACUUGAACAACGAUGUCAACCCAACCGUCGACGAUCUCGGUUUUGAGGGUACCACUGCUGCUGACGAGGAGUCAUCCACAACAGAGGCUCUUAGCACAACUGAAGAGGCGACGACGCCCACAACAACGACGACCACCACGACCACGACGACCACCACGACCACACCGGCCCCCACGACCACGGCCGCGCCCACACGGCCUUCCCGUUUCAAGGGCAGGCCCGGUGCCCGCGCGCGCGUCUCCACUACGUCCAGCGCGCCCACCGAACCUCCCCACGAAUCUUCUACAAGAGCUAGAGGUCGGUUCAGCAAGCCAGGCGGCGUGCGCAAGACCACCGCUGCAGCGGCCGAAGCGUCCACGCCCGCCGCUGCCCCUCUAGAGAAACCUGUGUCGCAGCCCAAGGCGUUUGGUCGUCGCGGCUUGUUCGCGGGUCGCAACCGGCCGAGCUCCACCACCGCUGCGCCCGCCGCCGAGGACGGCAGCAGCUCGCCCGCCAGCGACACUCCUGCGCCGAGGCCCCGCCUUCGCCCGAACUUGAGGAGGCCCAUCGGCUCUACUACCAGCAGCGCAGCCCCCGCUGAAGACAGCACGGCUCCUGCCGCCAGCGAAUCGGCGGAGACCACCGUUGCUCCGAGCAGAACCAUUGGCCGCGGCCGCCCCGGACUGCGACCCGCGUCUCUGCGCCCCGGACCAAGACUGAACCUGCGCGCCAACCCGCGCCCUCGGCCUGGCGCCGCUACCGAGGCACCCGCUGAUGCACCCACGGAGACAUCCGCGCCUGAUGCACCGCCCACUGACUCCGAUGCUGAGGGUUCGUCACCGACGCCUGCCCCCGAGGCGCCGCGCGGGGGCCUCCGCGUGCGCAACCGGCUCACGGUGCAGCCGUCGCCCAAGCCGCGCGUGGCCCCCACGCCGCUGCCCCGCCGGCCCAACCCGCUGCUCAAGAGGAAGCUACCGUCUACUGAGGCAACCACGGAAGCGGCGAAGAAAGUAGAAGAGGAAGUAACAGAGGAAAGUAACGUCAGCGGCGAGAAGAGCGAGGCGGAGACGGAGGCCGCGCCCGCGGAGACGACGCCGGCGCCGCCGCUGCGCGGGCUGGACGCGCUGUUCGCGCGCCGCCGCGCCGCCGGCGGCAUCGGCGCGCGCCCCGCCCGGCCCGCGCGCGACGCCCGCCGCACCGCCUAGCGCACAUCACAUCCCCCUACAACUUCACUUCACAUACAAUGACGCAAACUCUAAAGGACACGCAUUCACUAGUUGCAAGUCGUAAAAAUUCGACACCAGACAAGUUUGAGUUCGACCGACGGAAUUUUCCAUAAGCGAUAUGUCGGGGGCUCGUGUGUGAUCUGUGAAUGCUGGGGUCACCAAAACAACGCACAAAUAUUGCCUUUAAAGAUUAUCCAUAGUUCGCCUGUUUUGGUCAUUGUAUGUGCUGGUCGUACCUAUUAUAAUUUCCUCGGUGCGAAUUGUCAUUACUUUUAGUCAAUUUCAUACCCAAAUGGUAGUGAUGUUUCCACGUCAACGUACUAAGUAGGUACUUUUAAUCUCAUUUCUAGCAUAUGUUUAGAGUUUAAAAAUUCUUAGCCGACUUACAUCUUCAACUGUAAUAGAUGAAACCUAUGUUCCUGAGAAAUGGAGCAAUACCGGGACUUUUUUUCCAUAACCCUAUUUAUACGUGUUAUGUACAUAUUAGAGUUAAUUUUGUUACGAAAAAUAAGCGGGUUCAAAAAUCUGCUUAACACAAUCCUAGGGUGUCCCGAGAAGCCUGAGUAUCGCCGACUAUUUCAUCCUAGUAAUAAGUAGUAAUAGGCUCAACUGUGUGGAUCAGCUUUAUGUCCUUAGGGCUCCAACGUUUCAUUUAAUAGCCCUUUAUCUUCUACACCGUCUUCUAAUUCAGAUAAAUUGCACUGGGUAGUUCAUAUUGCAGCAAUACAUAAAAAAAGUGAUCCCUGGUUAUUUUGGUUAGGACCUGCAACCUCAAGUAUGAAAAAAAGGCUUAGAGAAAUAUUUUACUAGAAUUUCCUUCAUUUGAACAGCGCACAUCUAUUGUAUGUCGUAAACAAAUUCCAAAUGUCACAGUAAGAACUACAACUAUAAUUCGAAAUUAAUUAUGAAGACAAUAAUAAUGUUUGGGAAGCGAAAGAAAUAUUAGGUACGAAGAAAACAUGAAUUUAUAUAAUUGACUCUUAAAAAUUAUACUCAUUUAGUCUUUAUUUAUAGGGAUAGUUAAGGAAGUUUUGUAAUAAUCGUUGAUAAUGAAUCACCAGCAAGCAUCGAACGACAUCGAUGUAAUUAAAGCGUCUGAAGCACUGAUAGCGAGUGCCAUCGUGAUAUGUUUUGUAUAUUUCGUAAGUGUGAUAAUAAACUUAAUAUAAUAGAA